UGUCACUCUGGUCCCUCCCAUUCCUGCAGCCCUCCAGUGUUGCUGGCCUGAGAUGGGAGCGCACGCAGCAGCACCAUCACGGCCGAAGAAACGGGAUAAACCUGGGAAAGAACCUAAAAAAACAACAAUACAACGUACAUGCCGUGGAAAAAAUGGGACAACGAAACAAUUCAUUUACUUACAUCGGAUCCCACCAGUUUGAUCGCGUCCUCUGAGAAACUCAGAUGUUGUCGUCGUGUUUUGCGCUUUUUGUCCAUUCUCCUUGAGCGCUGAUGGUACAAAGGCGCUUGGUCCGGAGCUGCAGCAGCACCUGGGAUUACUGGCAUAUGAAUGGGCGAGAGUGAACGGACCUGCUAUCGCUGACAAACCCGGAUUGGUAGACACAGACAGUGAGUAAAUCUAGCAGGAUUAAAACACUUAAUUCUUUUCAUUUUUCUCCCUGGGAGCCAGAUCACCCGUGUCACCCGGCGAAGACAGAUGCUGUCAUUGUGUCGUGGCUGAGAUUUUUUUACUAAGAUUUCUUCUUCUGAAAGUGGCGUUUUGUGGAAUAAUGCAUGAGAAGGACAAGCUCUAUUACAGCUUUUUAUCCCUUUUUAUGCCUCACACAUUCCCAGCUAUUCCUCUGACUGAAGAGCCGGUUUCUCUUGUUCAGAAUGGGAUGCAUUGUUGCAUCUGCGCAACCCACGGCAAGUGUCAGCAAUUAGACUGUGUGUUUCUGAACGGGUUACCUAAAGGCCUGUUAUAAACACUGUCAGCGCUUUCUAACUGUAGGUGGCCAUUGUUGUCGAUAAGGAUUCUGUGGCGAUCUGGACUAAAAAAAGGACAAGCGGUGCGCCCUUGGCAUCAUUCACCUAGUGUGUUUGAACCAGGGUCGGUCACAGAAAUAAAGUAGGAAGCAUAUUAUGGUGGAGCCGGUGGGUUUCAUCGAAGCGUGGAAGGCGCAAUUCCCGGAGUCGGAGCCCCCCAAGAUGGAGCUGCGGUCUGUCGGCGGUAUCGAGCAGGAGCUGGAGAAGUGCAAAGCGUCCAUCAGGCGCCUGGAGCAAGAGGUGAACAAGGAGCGCUUCCGCAUGAUCUACCUGCAGACCCUCCUGGCCAAGGAGAGGAAGAGCUAUGACAAGCAGCGGUGGGGCUUCAGGAAGACGCCGCUGAACGAGGGGGUGGACUCGGCCACACAGGGCGCGGAGUCCCAGUCCCAGCAGCCUCACAUGCAGGAGACUGGUGGAGUUGGAGUAGUAGUAGGAGGAGGGUAUGGUGGUUGUAGUGGUGGAGUUGGUGAUAGGAGCCGUUAUCAGCCUCUUGGAGAUGGAGCUGGCAGGUCCAAACCCAGGCCUCCACCAGCCAGGAAGUCGGCCUCCCACGGUGACGGCCUGGAGUCAGCCUUUGAGGUACCCCAGCAGGCUGAGUCAACAUCCUGCGACAACCUAGAUGGCCUCUCUCCGUCCAAGCAGAGGGGCGGCAUCUCCGUCUCCCCCCGCAGGCCCAACCUUCCGCCCCCAGACAAGGACCUGCCUUCUGACCCCAAGGACAAGCUGGGGAUGGGACUUGGCGUGGCAGCUCUAAGGUCCAACUUUGAGAGGAUCAAACGGGCCAACUCUCACUCAGCGGGUGAUGUAGCGAAGGGCCAGGAGAAGCAACUGCCGCCGCCACCACCGCCAUUCUACUCCAACAUGGAAUUCCACCACGAGCGGGGUCUGGUCAGGGUCAACGACCGUGACGUCUCCGACAAGAUCAGCACCCUGGGCAGCCAGGCCAUGCAGAUGGAGCGAAAGCGAUCCCUUCACUCCCUCCCAGGUAACCUGGCAACGGUGGCAGGGGAGCUCCGUGCAAGGCCAGUGUAUAGAGGCCGGUCCACUGAGAGCACCUGCGGCUACGAUGCAGAAUAUGAAGACGGGGAACCCAACCAGCGACAUUCAGGGAGGGCCAAUGGUGGCAAACCUCCACCCCCUCCUUGGCAGCCCUCUGAAUUCCAGGCCUACUCCAGUGUCUAUGUUGGUGGGGUGAUGAUGGGUGAAGGUGGCGGUGGAGAUGGUAGAGGUGGCGGUGGCGGUGGUAGUGGAGUCACAAUGAGGGACGUUGGGGGAGGUGAUGACCACCUCCUGACCUGGCCACGGCGUUCCUACUCCCCAGGAAGCUUUGAGGACGUUGGUGGAGGCGGCGGCUACACACCGGACUGCAGCUCCAACGAGAACCUUACGUCCAGCGAGGAGGACUUCUCCUCUGGCCAGUCCAGCCACGUCUCACCCAGUCCCACCACGGCCUUCCGCCGGCCCUUUAGAGAGAAGAGCCGCUCGCCGUCCCAAAACUCCCAGAACUCCCAGCACUCUUUUGACAGCAGCAGCCCUCCGACACCACAGUCCCAGAAGCGUCACCACCGGCAGCAGGGAGGCCACGUGGUCAUGUCAGAAGCCACUAUUGUGAGCGUUCGCAAGACCGGUCAAAUCUGGCCACCUGCUGCCCAUCAUGACCUUAUGCCCCAUGGUAGAACAUCCCACGACAACAGUUUCCAUGGAGACCACCUAGAUGGUCAUUUCACCGGGACCCCUCCUUCAUACGGCUACGAUGCAGACCGCGCAGAGGAGCAACGGAGGCACCACGACAUCCUGCCGUACAUUGAUGACUCGCCGUCGUCUUCGCCACACCUCAGCUCCAAGAGCCGCAGCAGUCGGGACACCCUCUCCUCUGGAUCGUUAGAGUCCUCCAAGUCGACUGAAUGUGAUCUGGAAAAAGGUUUGGAGAUGAGGAAGUGGGUCCUCUCUGGGAUCUUGGCCACCGAGGAAACAUACCUCAGUCACCUGGAGGCACUGCUGCUGCCUAUGAAGCCUCUGAAAGCUGCCGCUACGACGUCGCAGCCUGUGCUCACUGUGGCCCAGAUAGAAACGAUCUUCUUCAAAGUGCCUGAGCUCUAUGAGAUCCACAGGGAGUUCUACGACGGACUUUUGCCCCGCGUCCAGCAGUGGAGCCACCACCAGAGAGUCGGGGACCUCUUCCAGAAACUGGCCAGCCAGCUAGGAGUUUACAGAGCAUUUGUGGACAACUAUGAGCUGGCUGUGGAGACGGCAGAGAAGUGCUGCCAGGCUAACACACAGUUUGCUGAAAUCUCUGAGAACCUGAAGGUGAGGAGCCCCAAGGACUCGAAGGACCAGACGGCCAAGAACUCUCUAGAGGCUUUGCUAUAUAAACCAGUGGACAGAGUGACUCGCAGCACAUUGGUGCUUCAUGACUUGCUCAAACACACACCCACCAGCCACCCGGACCACCCGCUUCUGCAGGACGCCUUGCGGAUCUCCCAGAACUUCCUGUCCAGCAUCAAUGAGGAGACGACUCCCCGACGCCAGUCUAUGACUGUCAAGAAGGGAGAGAGCCGCCAGCUUCUGAGGGACAGCUUCAUGGUGGAGUUGGUGGAGGGAGCCAGGAAGCUGCGGCAUGUCUUCCUCUUCACUGAUCUGCUGCUCUGCGCCAAGCUGAAGAAACAGAUCGGAGGUAAAAACCAACAGUAUGACAGUAAGUGGUACAUCCCGCUGACUGAGCUGACCUUCCAGGGCCCGGAGGAGACCGAGCCACUUACCAUCCCCCAAGUCCCCGAUGAAGAGCUCGAUGCUAUGAAGGUCAAGAUCUCACACCUCCGCAGUGAGAUCCAGAGAGAGAAGAGAGCCAACAAGGGUUCAAAAGUCAUCGACCGUCUCAGGAAGAAGCUUUCUGAGCAGGAGUCUCUGCUCCUGUUAACAUCUCCGAGCAUGCCUCUCAGAGUCUACAACAAGAAUGGCAAGAGUUACAGUUUCCUGAUUUCGUCUGACUAUGAACGUGCAGAGUGGAGGGAGGUCAUCAAGGAACAGCAGAAGAAAUGUUUCAAAACCUCCUCCUUGACUUCCAUGGAGCUGCAAAUGUUGACCAGCUCCUGUGUCAAACUGCAGACUGUCCACCACAUUCCACUUAGCAUCAAUAAAGAAGAGGAUGAAUCCCCCGGUCUCAACGGGUUCCUGAAUGUAAUCGUCCACUCUGCCUCCGGCCUCAAACAGAGCUUGAAUCUCUACUGCACAUUGGAGGUGGAUUCCUUUGGCUUCUUUUCAAGUAAAGCUAAGACGAGAGUGUAUCGAUACACAACUGAACCCAAAUGGAAUGAGGAGUUUGAGAUCGAUCUGGAGGGCUCUCAGACCCUGAGGCUGCUCUGCUACGAGAAGAGUUACAACAAAACCAAGCAGAACAAAGAGGAUGGAGAGAGCACAGACCGCAUCAUGGGGAAAGGACAGAUCCCGCUUGACCCUCAGACUCUCCAAGGCAAAGACUGGCAGAGAACAGUUAUUCCCAUGAACGGGAUCGAGGUUAAACUUUCCAUGAAGUUCACUAGCCGAGAGUUCAGCCUGAAGAGGAUGCCCUCACGGAAACCAAUGGGUGUGUUUGGAGUCAAGAUCUCCACAGUAACCAAGCGAGAGCGCUCCAAGGUUCCCUACAUUGUCCGGCAGUGCCUAGAGGAGAUUGAAAGGAGGGGUAUGGAGGAGGUGGGCAUCUACCGAGUAUCGGGAGUCGCCACUGACAUUCAGGCGUUGAAGACCGCCUUUGACACCAAUCAUAAAGAUGUGUCAGUGAUGAUGAGUGAGAUGGACGUCAAUGCCAUCGCUGGGACCUUGAAGCUGUACUUCAGAGAGCUGCCAGAACCACUCUUCACUGAUGAGCUCUACCCCAAUUUUGCAGGUGGCAUCACCCUGUCUGAUAGUGUUGCCAAAGAGAGCUGUAUGUUGAACUUACUGCUGUCGCUGCCAGAACCCAACCUGGUCACAUUCCUUUUCCUUUUGGAUCACCUGAAGAGGGUGGCAGAGAAAGAAAGUAUCAACAAGAUGUCUCUCCACAAUCUGGCAACGGUGUUUGGGCCGACCUUGCUGAGGCCUUCCGAGAAGGACAGCAAGAUCCCCGCUAACCCCACCCAACCCAUCAGCAUGGGGGACAGCUGGUCCCUGGAAGUUAUGGCACAGGUCCAGGUGUUGCUGUAUUUCCUCCAGCUGGAGACGAUCCCCACCCCAGACAGUAAACGACAGAGCAUCCUCUUCUCCACUGAAGUAUAGAGUUAACAUUGACUCUGCCGACCUGAGACUUUGACUGUGAAAGAGUGAAAAAGACACGGACUGUGGCUCAAAGUGAGCCUAUAGUAGUAUGUUUUUGAAUUGACUGACCAGAUUCCAUUAGGAUCUUGCAGCUGGAAAGGAUUGUCUCGGGCGAUGCCUGCGCCCCCUCAAACACAAAAGGGCACCAUUGGGCCUCUGAAGCUCAGAGGAUGUGAGGUCCUUGCUGUUCAUAUCUCUCAUUACCUGAUAUUUAGUCUAAUUCCUUGUACCUUCAGUGAUGAUGCGGGUACGUCUGCCAUCUACAUAUUCCACCUUGCCCUGUGUUGGUCUUAACACUGAACCUUUACCGUUGUGGUUCAUAAAUCAAGAAAUUAUCAAGAUCAGUCCAUAAGAGAAUGAAAUCUGUUUUUCUUCAUUCUUGAAUUAGUUUGCCAACAAAUUGGGAAUUUCCAUGUACCUUUUCUGUUUGGGCAUUGUUUCUCUGUCUGUGUUUGUUUUGGACAAUCAUCUGCUUAAGACUCUUGUAAAAUAUGUUUAUCCAUCUCAAAACAUUGCUUCAUGUCCUGCUGAGGAAAAUUCUAACCGUGUCUUACAUGAUCUCAGUGCGUUUCUGAGAAGAAGAGGAGUCAUUUGUGCUGUUUGUUUGUGGGAGUUGAACAUCCAGAGCUGCCAUGAUACUGGCUUUUUUUCUUUGUGUCAGGAAGCCAACACCUGUAUGUUAAAGUGUUUACAACGUAAACAAACCCCGGUUGGAGUCAGAGACAAACGCUACUGCUCGAGGAGGAACUGUAAGAUUAAAAAAAAAGGAACCGGAUGAUUAGUAAUACACUUCAUUCUGACUUCUUGCGUUUUUUCCAGUCAUAAAAGCAAAUUUCCUCUAUUUGUGUUGUUUGUGUCUUCAGCUUAAAUAUCCAGGAAGCAAUAUAUUUUCUAACAUAGGAAUUGUCUGUGUUUAUAUCUUUGCUGACGACAUGUCCUUCUUAUUGUAACAUAGGACAUCUUGCCAAAUUAAUAUGUCGUUUGUUUGUUUUUGAGAGAAAAGGAAGCAGUUGUAUUUACAGCUACAGUAUGUACAUAAUCUUAAAGUUGUAUUUUUUUCUUUUGGUUUAACAUUAUAAUCAUUGUUGCUAUUAUUGUAAUUUAUUUUGGGGGCCUGGUGGGGAGAAAUUGGUUUGUUUUUCUAUGUGUAUUUUUUCUGUUUGCAUAAGAAAGUGGUAGGUCUUAGCCUUGACUUCGAGUCCUGCAGUAAAUAAGCAGGAUUUAGCCUUGUUCUACUCAGCUGUUCUGUCCGGCCUAUCAAUUAUUCAUUUAGAUAUUAUUAUGAAGGUAACACACACAUUGUAGUUACAUACUGUAUGCUGCUGUGGAAAAGGCACAAGCUCUUUAAAUGAUGGGUGUUCCUCAGCAGAGCGUCUCAUAUCCAGAGACCACCGCCUGUCUAGUGUAGACAUUAUGCAAUGUCAUAAUACAGCACACACACACACACACACACACACACACACACUCAUGACAGUGUCUCUUUUUGUACCAUUUAAUCUGUGGCUGCAGAAGUGCACUCAUGCAAUGUAAGAACUACUGUAUUACAAUUCAAGUGACCUGAGCAUUCAGCAUGUAUGUCUAUUGAAGAGCAUAUCUGUUGGUUUUAAUGAAGGAAUAUUAUUUUGUUUCAUCUUCUCCUGAUACGUCUUUGUCCUUUUAACUGUGGUGUCCAACUCAAUGGCCGAUUUAAAGGAAAGCUCUUAAUAUUUUGUUGAUAGUAGAAUUACAUAUUUCUCAUUUAAAUUUUUGUGUUCUUGAUUUAACAUGCAGGCAUGUUUUAUUGAUUUUUCUUUUUGGUCUUGUUAUUGCUGCCUUGUUCACAAAUAUGUCAUCAUAGACUUUGGGAUGUUGUUAACUUGUGUGUAUCUGGUUUACAUUAUUACAGCACGUCCUUAUCUGGCCAAUUUAAAGGAUAGGUUCACAAUUUUUUCAAGUCUGUCUCAAAACUAAUAGUCGGGGGUUCCCACAUGAACAUUGAAACAGGUUUAGCUUGGUGUAAUCAUUCACUCAUGUUCAUACUGGCCAAAAGAUGCCUUCCUAACAUGCUUUCAAUGGAAGUGAUGGGAAACAAAAUCCACAGUGCUUUUUCUGUGCAAAAUAGAACCAAAUUUCCUCUUUUUGUUACCCUUCACCACAGCUCAGCGCGAAAACACCGUCCGGGGAAACAAAAGAGGGAAUUCAGAUAAACUUUUGGAUACUUUGCACAGAAUCAGGACUUAUGUCCCCAUCACUUACAUUGAAAGUGCUUUAGGAAGGGAUCUUUUAAUCACCAGUAUUAACAGGAAGAAUGAUUGCAACAGGCAAAACCUGUUUCAGUGUUCACAUUGGCACCUGGCUAUUGUUUAAAGGCAGACUUGUGAACCCAUCCUUUAAGGAUAAAUAUCAAGGUUGGUUUCCCAUAUAUAUCUUAGGUAUAAAACUAUAACCAAUUGACCAGUUUAGUGGAUCUGAUAAGGGCUUGUGUGUGGUUGUGUCCAUGUUUAAGAUAACACAGGGGGACAUAUAUGAGUAAAUGUUAUUAAUAACAAAUGUUAAGUUUUCAACAUAAAUGUCUUUAAAGCAAGAGGAGUCUUUUCUUUUGGAUAAAUAUCAACUCUCAAACAUGUUAAGACAUAUACACUCACUUUACACGUGGUAAUAUAGAUAAAACACCACCAUUGUAUCAACCACAUAAAUAACAAAGUCGAGAUUUGAUUCUGAAAGUGUUCAUACCUUCAUUUUUUUUUUUUUAGUGCCAUUAUGAAAUUCCGCUAAUUCUGGCCUACUGUAGCAUGCACCCAUUGUUUCAUCAUCUGUAUUUUACGAUGUGAGACAGGGAAUAAAUCCACCAUUCAUUCAUUCAUUCAUUCAUCCUGAUUGCCUACACUACUCUACCCUAUCGUACCUCAACACUUUUUUUGUUUAGCGCCUGUGGUACUCUAAACGUUAGUGGAAACGCUGACAGUGGAAGCGUUGUUCAGUCUCCUGUUGCCUUUGCUGAGGACAGCCACACACCUUUCAUCUCUUAUAGACUAAGACAGGACCUUAAACUUAAGCAUGGUCUUAGCUCAUACUGUACGAGCCCGUUCUACUUGCCACCUUCAUCUGACUGUGAUGCUGUAAUUCAAACCAUGUUAAAGUCAAUCUUAAUGGAGCAAAGGACAGAAUUUCUUGCCUGUGUCCUUGUUUUAGCUCUUCAACUCCUUUACUGACUUUUAUUCUUAUUUAUCCAUGCUUUGCCUCUGUUUUGGUAUAUUUGGUCUACUGGAGCUAUUUAUUUAUGAUAUAAUAUCAUCUAAAGCUAAAUUAAUGUUUUGAAAAUGGUCUUUAUAUGGUGUGCUUUCUUAGGGAAAAUGUGAGUCUUAUGUUACAGUCUGUUUAUCGACCAUCCUGUUGAAGUUACAACUGUUUGUCACCCAGAAUCACACCCCUGUGUACAACUGCAAACAUCUUUUAACCCCCUACUCCUGCAUUGUUGGCUCAUCUCUGUAGUUACUUAUGUUGUAUAGCAGACUGGCCACUGUGAUUGUUUAGCCAACUGAUUAAGAUAACUGAAAAGCAGGUGAAGGUUCUCGUCAAUUCAGAAGGUAGAUUUUGUGAGUUUACAUAUCUCAAACUUCUCUUACUUGUGUAUAAUAUGUAUUAUACUAGAGAGUACAUUAUUUGGCUUCUGUUUAAUUUAUUGUGGCGUCCACUGACGUAUGAUCGUUAAGGAUUGAGCUGGCACACCUCUAGUCUCAUUGAAAAAAGCCAAGCUGUCGGUAUGUGGUAGAGGAGAAAAGAGUCUUAUAUUGCUCUAAAAUCCACAUUGUUUUGGUCUGUUUAUUGUCAGUGUAACUGCAUGUACCCUCCAUAACCUCAGUCCCUUAGUUCUGUACAUGAAAAAGUAAAUACAACAAAAAAGGUUUAAUUUUUCUGUGGAAUAGCCUGAAGAUAUGGAACAUAUUGCUCUAUAUGAAAGUUACAAAUCUCUUCCAUUUAUUGUACAUGACCCUGGUAAUUAUCACUACAUUUCCAUUCCAUAAUUAAUACUUUCAAAUGACCCUCUGCUGCCGCCUCUAUGACAUCAAGCUGACAUUAAAUUAGACUACUUUAACCUUUGGAAAAAAUGCUAGUUUUGUUUUAUUCCACCUACAACGUAAAGCUGAGGGUGAGACUUGCUGACCAACCACGAACAAUUUCUCUUUUUACCUUCCUCAGUUUUUUGACUCUUGUUCCUGUUCAAUAUUCAAUGUUCUGCUUGUAGAACUGUAAAAAGGAAUACUGUAUUCUGAGGGCAAACAUGUUUGGAAGGCAUUUGCAGCCUAUGUUUGUACACAAAAAUGGUAAAUAAAAUCUCCUUGUAUCUACAAAGAA
Molecule: messenger RNA, 9431 nt
Organism: Siniperca chuatsi (mandarin fish)
Lineage: Eukaryota; Metazoa; Chordata; Actinopteri; Centrarchiformes; Sinipercidae
Gene: bcr
Product: BCR activator of RhoGEF and GTPase
Exons: 23
Coding region: 903-5057 (1384 amino acids)
Biological process (GO): positive regulation of GTPase activity; protein phosphorylation; intracellular signal transduction
Cellular component (GO): membrane
Molecular function (GO): guanyl-nucleotide exchange factor activity; protein serine/threonine kinase activity; GTPase activator activity
Source: RefSeq, a predicted model, not a curated record